CGUUUGGUGUUCAAAGAACGAACGCUCUUGUUCGUUAGUUUCUUUUGAAUUAAUGUCAAAUAUUUGCUUAUGUAUACAUAAGUCUACAAAAACAAAACCAUAUUUAUGUAUAUGUAUUUUGUUUCGGAUGUUAUAAUAAUAAUUGUGUGAUUAUAGUCCUGAAAAACGUAUGGGGCAAAAUAGUAGUGAUGUAUAGCAGCAGAAAGGGUCAACUCCCAAGAGAUAAAUAAAAAAAAAACUCGAUUGUUAAAAGCAAGUGGAAGAAAAUCUGUGUGCAGAUUGCGGAAUAAUUUGAUUCGGUUUUCUUUUCUAUCUAUCCAGGAUAAUUGAAUUUUGUUUUAAUAUAAAAAAAAUUACCCGGAAAUAAAUGGCUUUUGUUAUGCAAUGUGGUUUAAAAUAGUGAAUAUAAUAAAUUAAUUAGUUCAGUGUUGGUGAAUUACUUAGCAGCAAAACUAAAUGAUUUAUUGAUUAAGUUUGUAUUUUGCUUUAGCAUCUCAUUGACAUAUUUAUCUUAAAUUUAUAUACCUACUACCAACAAAACUGGGGUAGGUACAUAGAUUUGGAGAGUAUAAAAUUAAAAUGGUGAAAACAUUCUCCUUAAAAAAAUCAUGAACAACAAUCAACACAUUAAAGCUGCAUAUGGCGACUUGCUGCAGACCCAUUAUGGAAAAUAACUCCAACAACACAGUUGAUGGCUUGAAACAAAGGGAAGCCAACAAUACCUUCGCAUGUCAAACAAUCAUAAAAGCAAUGUUAAUAUGGAAAUUCCACGGAGAAUCUACGAUGGAAUAAAUACAAAGUUUCAACUUCUUUAAAGCUGAAUAGGGCAUAAUCCAAACAAACGAAUAAACAAAUACAUAUGUACACAUGGGUCCAGGUGAAGGUGUUUAGAGAUAAUUUGACUUAAACUACUCGUAUAUUACCAAACGCCACCGCCACCGUCGACAUGGCUGAAAGUUUCUCAUCAACAACUCAUCCGCAUCCUGACCAUGAUGAAAUUAUCACUGAUUCACCUUCAUCACAACGGUUGGGUCGUCAUCUCAGCAAAUCAGCAUCAGAACUGAAUGGGCACGACUGUUCCAUUGAUUCACCUAAUACGUCACCGAAACGUGCCAAAAGUGCUGCCAGUCCUUCGGUUGCUGGUGUAUUCCAAAAAACCCAUGGAUUCCUCAAUAGUCUAAAACAUCGUUGGGGAAGAGCGCGAAGCAAAGAGAAAAUAGGACGUAGAUCACCAAACGAUUUGCUCGAACAAGAGAGCACAGAUUAUGCAGCAGAUUAUAGUUCGGAAGGAAGUUCUGCAACACAUAGUCCACGACAUAGAGCACGAACUAUUGAAGGCUCACCACUUGCUCGAGAACUAAAAGCUAGUGCCAAUAUAGCAGUAGAUAAUCGUUUACGAUUUGGUGGUUCAAUGGAAGGCCGAAUUGACGAGGACACUGAAAUGGGGGAUAAGAUAAGUCAGGAUCAGCUUCAAAUGCUUCAGAUGGAAGAACAACGUCGAAGGAAAGAAGCUAUUUUGCGGCAGUAUGUUUUCUUUCAACUUCGUGUUCAUUUAAAAAGUGGAAGUGACCUAGUUGCCAUGGAUAAAAAUGGUCUAAGUGAUCCUUAUGUAAAAUUUAAAGUGGCAGGACGACUAUUACUUAAGUCUCGCACUAUUCACCGUGACCUUAAUCCAAUCUGGGAUGAAGUGUUUGUCGUACCAAUUGAAGACCCAUUCCAACCUGUUACCAUCAAGGUAUUCGAUUACGAUUGGGGUUUGCAGGAUGAUUUUAUGGGAGCGGCCAAAUUAGAUUUAACACAGCUAGAGCUAGGAAAAGCGGAAGAAAUGACUGUGAAACUGGUGGAUUCAACCCGCCCCGAACGGGAGAUGGGAGAAAUUCAAAUCAAUUUAACACUCUGGCCAAGAAGUCAAGAGGAUAAGGAAGUGCAUUUCCAGAGAAAUUCAAAACUAGCAGAGUCCUCAAAACGUCUAAAGUCACAAAUCUGGAGUUCGGUUGUAACUAUUUUGCUGGUCAAAGCUAAGGACUUGCCGUUUUCAGAAGACGGCACAAAGUUAAAUGACGCACACAUUAAGUUCAGGUUAGGUAAUGAAAAGUACAAAAGUAAAUCUUCAUGGACUGAACGAUGGCUAGAACAAUUUGAUCUUCAUCUUUUCGAUGAAGAUCAACUCCUUGAACUUACACUUUGGAAUCGAAAUAAUCUGUAUGGCAAAUCCACAAUUGAUUUGAGUGCAUUUCCUCGAGAAACAACUCACGGCAUUUGGAAGCCAUUUGAAGAUUGUCCUGGAGAAGUAUUUCUUAUGUUAACUAUCAGUGGUACUACAGCACUCGAAACAAUUAGUGAUCUCAAGGUUUAUAAGGAAGAUCCUAGAGAAACGCGUGUUCUGCAUGAUCGAUAUUGUUGGCAUCGAUGCUUUCAAAAUCUUCGAGAUGUUGGACAUUUGACAGUCAAAGUUUAUGGAGCAACAGGAUUGGCGGCAGCUGAUAUUGGUGGAAAAUCAGAUCCUUUUUGUGUGUUAGAAUUGGGAAAUGCAAGGCUACAGACACAAACUGAAUACAAGACUUUGACACCGAAUUGGAAUAAAAUAUUCACAUUUAAUGUCAAAGAUAUAACAAAUGUGCUAGAACUGACUGUAUUUGAUGAAGAUCGUGACCAUAGGGUUGAAUUUUUGGGGAAACUUGCAAUUCCACUAAUGCGAAUCAAAAGUGGUGUCAAAAGAUGGUACACACUCAAGGAUAAAAAUCUUUGUUCGCGAGCAAAAGGCAUAUCACCACAGAUUCUUCUUGAAAUGACAGUUGUAUGGAAUCCUGUUCGAGCAAUCUGUCGCAUAUUGCAGCCCAAAGAAGAAAAGCUUAUUCAACAAGAAGCAAAAUUCAAACGGCAGCUAUUUUUGCGAAAUGUUAACCGUCUUAAAGUAAUAAUUAUGGAUAUACUAGAUGCCGCAAGAUAUGUUCAAAGUUGCUUUGAAUGGGAAUCACCAAUACGUUCAAUUAUUGCGUUUAUCUUUUGGAUUUUGGCGUGUGUCUAUGGAAAUUUAGAGACAAUUCCAUUGGUGUUACUUUUGAUUAUGCUCAAAAAAUGGUUCAUACGAUGGAUAACAGGAACAUCAUCGGACUCAUCUAAUAACUACGUUUACGAUUACGACGAAGACGAUGACGAUGACAAAGAAAAAGAAGAAAAAAAAUCUAUCAAAGAAAGACUACAAGCUAUUCAAGAAGUCUCACAAUCAGUGCAAAACACUAUUGGCUAUUUGGCUUCCUUAGGUGAAAGUACGAAAAACACUUUUAAUUUUUCCGUCCCUGAACUUACCUGGUUGGCUGCUGUUUUGCUUAUAGGCGCUAUUUUAGUUUUACAUUUUAUACCAAUUAGAAUAAUUUUAUUUUUUUGGGGUGUAAUGAAGUUCUCUAGGCGUAUCCUGCGACCAAAUACAAUACCCAAUAAUGAAGUGUUGGACUUUUUGUCAAGAGUUCCAGAUGAUGAAGAAAUUAAUCAAUUUCGUGAGCUGCCACCAUGUUCGCAAAAUGAUGCGAUGCGAUCAAAUCAGAAAAAAAAGAUGAAAUCUUCAUAGUCCAUAAGCAUGGAUAAGCCAGUUUGCAGCAGUUCCGAUAUUGUUCCAGCUGCAGUACCUCAACAUGUUGUAAAUAUUUCGUAUCGUUCCAUUAAGACCGCUUCAUCUUAUUUAAAAUCAGGGAAAAAUACUAUAAAAAAUGCUGCAAAAAAGAAACUUAUAGGGGCUUUCAAAAGCGAGGAUUUUGCUGAGAUGGAAAAAAAUGAUUGAGAAAUUAACAAAGCCUCUUAAGCUUAAACUAAGCGAUUUAAGGGAUAAAUUUUAAAGUUUAUUAUAAAGUUGUAUUUGUUCCUGUAAUAGUUUAGAAUUUAAUUAAAUAAAUUACGACAGCGGCGUGACGUAAAACUUUAAGGCCAUAGGUUAGGUUACAUAUAAAAAAUUAUCUACACAAAAUACUUACAUAUGCAUUUGCUCGAACGCACAUAGAAUGAAUAAUGCAUCCAUACGUCCAAACUUAAGACCAUAUGACACUUUAUUUUGUACCAUUUUGUUUUUGUUUCAUUCAAAAUGAAACCACAAGAGCACACGGAAAAAUUUGUAUUAUUGAAAUUCCUAUUAAGACUUAAUUUAAUCCGCCAAGGGCAUCUCUAUUUCUUACAUUUUGUUCCUUAUCGAAAAUACACGAACAACGGGACGAAAAUAUUGUUUUAGUGGAAAUAAAUACAGAUAAAGCUAAUUUUUUGACAUUUUAAAAGCAUUUAAAUGAAGAAUAUAUAAAGUGUCAUAGGGGACUUAAGUAUACAUUACAGAAGGCUGUCAGCUUGAAAAUCAUGAAUAAAUAUUUUUUACUAAGGUUUUAUUUC
This is a messenger RNA of Episyrphus balteatus (marmalade hoverfly), 4371 nucleotides long. It is a transcript of the gene Mctp, whose product is annotated as multiple C2 and transmembrane domain-containing protein. Gene Ontology annotation, cellular component: synaptic vesicle membrane. The transcript has 14 exons. The record is from RefSeq and is a predicted model, not a curated record. The coding region runs from base 947 to 3568 and encodes 873 amino acids. Gene Ontology annotation, biological process: regulation of neurotransmitter secretion. Lineage: Eukaryota; Metazoa; Arthropoda; Insecta; Diptera; Syrphidae. Gene Ontology annotation, molecular function: calcium ion binding.